UCUCCAGGCUUGAACUCUAACCUGAAUGUAGGCCUUGACACGGGGUCUGGCUGUAAGGAGCCUCAGUCUCGUCUGAAGAAGUGGACGGCCUUGGACGUGUCUGUUAACUCACCUCUGGAGCACAAGCCUGGUGUCUCCAUGUCGUCUGGGCGUCUGGAGGAUUCUCCCUUCGGUCCCUAUGACUUCCUGUCUGCUGGCUCCGCCCCCCUAUGCUCUCCCGGCCAAUCAAUGGGCUCGGUGGGCGACAGCUGGCCCCCUCGUGCCAAAUCCCCCCAUGGAAACACCAAUGUUACCUGGCCCCCAGAGUUCCGGCCCGGGGAGCCAUGGAAAGGUUACCCCAACAUCGACCCUGAGACUGACCCUUUCGUGACCCCUGGUAGUGUCAUCAACAACCUCUCCAUCAACACGGUCCGCCAUAUAGACCACCUCAGAGACCUGACAGGGCCAUCCUCAUCUCUGAACACCACGAUGCCUUCAAACAGUGCCUGGUCAUCUAGUCGUGCCUCCAGCCACAGUGGUUCACUCACCAGUACAACACAAAGCACUACGGUCAGGUCCGGAGAGUCUAAAUGGUCUCCAGCAGGAUGUAAUUCCUCUCUGGCCCAUGAGCUGUGGAAGGUCCCUCUGGCUCCUAAAGGUCUUUCAGCCCCUUCCCGCCCCCCUCCCGGCCUCACCAACCAGAAACCCCCUCCACCCUGGGGGGAAGCUCCUCUCCGCUUGGGGGGCUGGGGGCACUCUGACUCCAGAUACACACCUGGGUGUAGUUGGAGUGACGGUAGCAGCAGCUCAGGGAGAACCAACUGGCUCGUUCUCAAGAAUCUCACAACUCAGAUGGAUGGUUCUACUCUGAGGACUCUCUGUAUGCAACAUGGUCCUCUGAUUACAUUCCACCUCAACCUGCCGCAGGGCAAUGCUGUCGUGUGUUACAGCUCCAAGGACGAGGCAGCCAAGGCACAGAAGAGUCUGCACAUGUGCGUACUAGGGAACACUACCAUUCUGGCUGAGUUUGCCAGUGAGGAGGAAAUCAACCGUUUCUUUGCACAAGGUCAGUCAUUGGCCGCUGCCUCCCCGGGCUGGCAGGCCAUUGGCUCCUCUCAGAGCCGAAUGGGCGGAGCCUUGGAGGGUUCCCACCCCUUCCCCAGCCGCGCCCCGGAGCCCAGUCAAUGGAACGUCAGCGACCUCCAUAGCUCCUCCCUUUGGGGCGGGUUGAACUAUUCCACUAGCCUAUGGGGCGCCAGCGAGGGCGGGAGGAUCAACAGCCCUUCUCCAAUCAGCUCCUUCCUCCCCGUGGAUCACCUGACAGGGGGCGGGGACUCCAUGUAAAGCCCGUGUCAGUCGAGUGUCAAACGCUGGAUUAGGAUUAGGAUUAGUAUUAGGAUUAGGAUUAGGAUUAGGAUUAGUAUUAGGAUUAGGAUUAGGAUUAGGAUUAGGAUUAGGAUUAGGAUUAGGUAUUAGUAUUAGGAUUAGGAUUAGGAUUAGUAUUAGGAUUAGGAUUAGGAUUAGGAUUAGUCUCAAACACAAAGAAAAAAAAGUCCCAAGACCAAAAAACAAAAUGGCUCCUUCUCACUUACAAAUAUACAGGAAGGGGGUCACUCCGUG
Molecule: messenger RNA, 1599 nt
Organism: Oncorhynchus gorbuscha (pink salmon)
Lineage: Eukaryota; Metazoa; Chordata; Actinopteri; Salmoniformes; Salmonidae
Product: trinucleotide repeat-containing gene 6A protein-like
Exons: 8
Biological process (GO): miRNA-mediated post-transcriptional gene silencing; positive regulation of nuclear-transcribed mRNA poly(A) tail shortening
Cellular component (GO): P-body; nucleoplasm
Molecular function (GO): nucleic acid binding
Source: RefSeq, a predicted model, not a curated record